Molecule: messenger RNA, 444 nt
Organism: Trichoplax adhaerens
Lineage: Eukaryota; Metazoa; Placozoa; Uniplacotomia; Trichoplacea; Trichoplacidae
Exons: 3
Coding region: 1-444 (147 amino acids)
Source: RefSeq, a predicted model, not a curated record
AUGGCAGUUACACUUCCUCUCUUAGUCCUGUUCGUACUCUUUUCCAAUGCUAAUGCGGCAUGCAAUAAGAGUUUUACCUUAAGCAGUGAUACUUUCGCUACCGAAAACUUUCCAAACCGCAAUUUUACCGGAUAUUGCCAUUACCAAAUUAAACUUCCUUUUCGCCGUGCAAUUGAUUUACAAUGGCUAGCAUUUGAUGUUGGAUCUCCUAAAGUAAACAGCAAAUGUCCUGAUAAUUAUGUAACAGUCUCUGAUGGCGCUUUUCCACAAAUUCAACACACGUAUACAUUUUGUGGUAAACAGCCACAAAAUAUAACUUCGAAAACUAAUAUUCUUUCAAUCAUCUUAUAUGUUAAUUCCAAUUGUUCCCAUCAAGGUUUUCGCGUAAAAUAUACAUCACGAAUUGAGUUAAGCACGUUUACUCCAAAUGUAAAAGUGGCAUGA